Penicillium diatomitis is the source of this 1665-nucleotide messenger RNA. Its product is annotated as flavin monoamine oxidase family protein. Lineage: Eukaryota; Fungi; Ascomycota; Eurotiomycetes; Eurotiales; Aspergillaceae. The record is from RefSeq and is a predicted model, not a curated record. The coding region runs from base 1 to 1665 and encodes 554 amino acids. The transcript has 3 exons. Gene Ontology annotation, molecular function: oxidoreductase activity.
AUGUCGAUCAAGCCCCGUGUCGGCAUCAUCGGCGCGGGUCUCUCGGGCUUGCGAUGUGCUGACAUUCUCGUCCAAAACGGAGCGCAAGUGACCAUACUUGAAGCUCGAGACCGGGUUGGCGGCCGAGUCCAUCAAGGAAAGGUCGGUGGUCAUCUGGUGGAUCUGGGCUCCAAUUGGAUUCAUGGCACGGGGUCAAAUCCUAUCACGGCCAUUGCCGCCGCGACGAAGACGGUGACGCAUGACCCCGUGGGCCAGAAUCUCAUGAUUACCCGAGAUGGUCAAGUGCUGGACGAGACCUUGACCGCGAAAGCUUCAAACUUCAUGUGGACAACAAUUGCCAAGGCCUUUGAAUACAGCAAUCAGCAUAGCAGUGUGAUCCCUCCUGAGCGAAGUCUCUACGACUUUAUCCGGGACCAGCUGGAGCAGAUGGAUUAUUCUCCGCAGGAGAAGCGAGUAUGCCUGGAUGCUUGUAAGCUAUGGGGUGGCUAUGUCGGCGAUCCAGUUGGACGUCAAAGUUUGAAGUUUUUCCGCCUCGAGGAAUGCAUUGACAGUGGUGAGUGGCUGAAUUGUGUCAAUGACUGCGAUUGGUGUUGGAGCAUUGACUUACUUUUCAAGCAAGGCAACGACUUUGUUGCGUCAACGUAUCAGCGGAUUGUGGAAUACGUAUCUCAAGCAGCGCUUUCAAAGGCAGACGUACGAUUUAAUCAGCCUGUUGUGGCGAUUGAGACACCAAUUCGCGAGCAGAUGCCAGACCGCAGUCAGCCGAUCACCGUGACGACCGUCUCCGGUGAUCUAUACUAUUUUGACGAGCUGGUUGUUACAUGUCCUCUGGGCUGGUUGAAGCAGAAUACAGCGGCAUUCAGUCCUGCGCUGCCUAGUCUUCUGCUCUCGGCGAUCCAGAAUAUUACCUAUGGACGACUGGAGAAAGUCUUCCUGACUUUUCCCCGGGCUUUCUGGCACGAUGACUCUACCAACCAAACUGCAAGCAGUAGCAGUGAAGCGAGCCAGUCAACAGCAACAACAGCAACAACAACAGGCACAAGCACAAGCACAAGCCCAGCGAUGAACCCCAUAUUUACCCAAUUCCUCGAACCUGAAUAUACAAACCACCCAGAAGGCAUGGAAUGGAAUCAAGAAUGUCUCUCGCUCGCCGGCCUCCCCAGCCCUUGCAACCAGCCCACGCUCAUGUUCUACACCUACGGUCCCUGCUCAACAUACAUCGUCGAACAAAUAUCCCCUCUGGAUCCCCGAUCCCCGGAGUAUCGAGAGAAAUUAAUCACCCUGUUCGAACCCUUCUACUCCCGACUUCCCGGAUUCGACGCUUCUCGCCCUGAUUGCGACCCCACCGGAGUCCUAGCCACCCAGUGGCAAAAAGACCCCUAUGCAGGUAACGGAUCCUAUUGCAACUUUCAAAUCGGUCUCACCCAAGCCGACAAGGACAUUGUGACGCUUCGAACGGGGGCCGGGGUUGGACCUGAGCGUGGCCUUUGGUUUGCGGGCGAGCAUACGGCUCCGUUCGUGGCGUUGGGGACUACUACGGGCGCAUAUUGGAGUGGCGAGCGAGCUGCCGUGCAGAUUUGCGAGAAGUUGAGGUUGGGUAAUGUGGGUGUUGCUGGAUGUCGGGAUGACUCUUUGCCGUCUGCGAUGAGCGAUAAAUCUCCAUGA